Molecule: messenger RNA, 1035 nt
Organism: Podospora anserina S mat+
Lineage: Eukaryota; Fungi; Ascomycota; Sordariomycetes; Sordariales; Podosporaceae
Exons: 1
Source: RefSeq, a predicted model, not a curated record
UUGCUCCCGCGGGCUCUUUUAGCCAGCGAAUGGGUUGGCAGGGCUAUUCGCCGUGUUUUGGGAACAGAGUCUGACUUGUCUCGUAACCAGGCUCCAAUGUAUCAAACAUAUCCCCAGGACGCCUUUGCCUGUGGCCAGUGGUCCAACAGGCCAAGCUUCCCCCCGACGUUUCCAGCAUCGAAUCCCGCCGCACAGUUCGACGGCAUGUGGCACGAUGAACUACAGCACCCGAUGACAACCUACGACAUGCCAACAAUGUUCCAAACAUCCGAUGACGUCGUCUGGCCCAUGCAAGAGCAGCCUGCUGGAGGCUUCUCCCAGCCGUCAUCCGCAUCUCCCGUUGGAUAUCAAGGACAAGACGCAGAGUGGAGCUCGAUACCAUCACAAGACACCGGCUACGCUUCAGGAACCUGGAUGUCAAACGAACAGAUCCAACCGGUGCCGUCUCCCCUGUCAGAAGCCCCGUCAUUUAACAACUACACCUUCAACCACAAGACACCCAGCGACUACGAACCUCACUCGGCCACCUCCACCGCCCCUUUGACAUCCCAGAGCUCCUUUGACACUCGGGAGUCGGCCUCGCCCGCCGCUAGCACCGCAGCCCCAGUUUCAAAACCUAAAGGCAAAGGCAAAGGAAAGGCCGCCGUCACCAAACCCUCCAAGAAAGGCACAGAAGCCUCCUCCAAAUCCCGGGGAACAAAGAGAAAAUCUCCCGCUCCGUCCACGAAAUCCACCUCAAGUUACAACAGCAAGCCACCACCACCAUUUCUGGGCAUCUUUCCUCCCGAUGUCGACCCCCGGGAGGCUUCAGCCAAGGUGCAACGCGAAGCAUGGGAGAGGUGCAAGAACGAGGCCAUGGUCAUGUCGCAAAGACGGCUCCUGCUAUUGGACCACGAGCGUGGUGCAUUAGAGCGGGAGACACAGAAAUUGCAAGACAACCUUGCCUUGAUGAGAGAAGCAGCUGCGAGGGAACACGGGCAACUGAAGGAAGCUGUGAAGAAGGCCGAGAGGUUGAAUGCGAGGGGGUAUUACUGA